This is a messenger RNA of Carica papaya (papaya), 1484 nucleotides long. RefSeq lists its product as uncharacterized. Gene Ontology annotation, biological process: activation of GTPase activity; intracellular protein transport. The record is from RefSeq and is a predicted model, not a curated record. Gene Ontology annotation, molecular function: GTPase activator activity. Lineage: Eukaryota; Viridiplantae; Streptophyta; Magnoliopsida; Brassicales; Caricaceae.
ACCUCAACCUCACUUGCCGGACGGCAUCACUACAAUGCUCAAGGGCAAGCUCAAACUGCCUGACCGGCUCGGCAAUUUAGUUGUCGAUUUCGAGGACAGGGACGAUAAAAUCGGAGGUUCAAGUUCAGUACUUGCGUCCAGCGAGGAGCUCGAGAUCAUUCUGCCUAAUGGACUCGGGUUCAGUCGACAUAAGGAUGACGGUGAUGGGUUGUGCUGUACCGAGGAAAAGAAGACAAAUGAAGCGGCAAUAUUUCGGGCGAGUGCGCGACCCUAUAAAGACCGAGCGGGUUCAGUUUCGGCUAUGGCCUUCAUCGCGGCAGACGAGAAAAGGUCCGAUUUUGAGUAUCAGCUUUCUCGAAAAGAGAUUAAUGUGGAGAAGUUACAAAGAAUUGCUAGUACGGGAUUUCCAGAUGGAGGCGGCAUGCGUGCUACAGCUUGGAAGUUGCUCUUGGGUUAUUUACCUCCUUCACGUGAUCUUUGGGAAAAAGAACUAACCAAAAAUCGACAAAAUUAUGCUAAGCUAAAAGAGGAGCUACUCCUAAGUCCUUCAGAACUCAAAAAAAAUACGGAGGAAGAAUUAAGUUCCAGCAAGCAGAAUGUUGAUGGGGAUUCUGAUGGACUUCUCAGGCGACAUGAAAUUUCUUCAGAAGAUCACCCCUUGAGCUUGGGUAAGGCUAGUGUUUGGAAUCAAUACUUCCAGCAUAUGGACAUUAUAGAACAGAUUGAUCGUGAUUUGAAACGCACACAUCCUGAAAUGGAGUUCUUCUCAGGAGACACAUCCUUCAGUAGGAAAAACAGGGAAGCAAUGAAGAACAUUCUUCUCUUAUUUGCAAAACUGAAUCCUGCAAUACGUUAUGUUCAAGGAAUGCAUGAGGUUCUGGCACCAAUAUACUAUGUGUUUUGUACUGAUAUUGACGAGAAGAAUGUUGCAAAUGCUGAGGCCGAUAGUUUUUCUUGCUUUGUUAAGCUAUUGAGUGACUCUGUCGAUCAUUUUUGUCAACAAUUGGAUAAUAGUUCGGGGGGGAUUCUUUCUACUCUUUCACGUAUGUCAGAGUUAUUGAAGGCAAAUGAUGAAGAAUUAUGGCGGCAUCUUGAACUCACAUCCAGAGUGAAGGCACAGUAUUAUGCGUUUAGGUGGAUUACAUUAUUUCUCACCCAAGAAUUCAAUUUGCAAAGUGUUUUAAGAAUUUGGGAUUCUCUUCUAAGUAAUCCUUUUGGCAUUCAGUCAGUGUAUAUAGCACCUUAUUUAGUUGCAUCCUUCGGAUGCAGGAGAUGCUUCUUCGCGUCUGUUGUGCAAUGCUGCUGUGCAUGAGAAGCAAGCUUUUGAGUGGAGAUUUUGCAGCUAACUUGAAGCUUUUGCAGAACUACCCUGAUGUCAACAUAGAACAACUUCUCCAUGUUGCCAAUGAUCUCAGCCCUGAUGUAUCUUCUUAUUGCCCGCCCCUGUAAAACAUUCCACUUAUUAUAUGAGCUUUGUUGGUUAA